This is a messenger RNA of Cyclocybe aegerita, 1002 nucleotides long. Lineage: Eukaryota; Fungi; Basidiomycota; Agaricomycetes; Agaricales; Hemipholiotaceae. The record is from the annotation of a GenBank genome assembly.
AUGGACUCUAACACGCCGGCGACGGUGACGUUGACGCUCCUCGAUACAGCGCUCGUCCAGUGCACUUUGGUGGCUUGCAUGACGCUUUUGAUUUAUGACUACAUCUGUACGCUGGAUCAAGAGGUUGCCUAUGUCUGGAAAAACUUCCAGUGGUCUGUGGGGGUUGUGCUAUUUCUCUUGAACAGAUACCUACCCUUCAUCGAUACCUUCGUGUCUCUCCGACUCAAGCUCUCUUAUGUUACCCCAGAGACGUGCGACACGCAAUUCAAAGUCGUCUCUUGGUUCAUCGUGACUGGAAUCAUUAUCUCAGAGACGAUCCUCCUCCUGCGGACAUACGCUCUCUGGGAACGAAAACGAUGGGUCGUCAUUCUCCUGGCAGUAACAGCCACUGCCGCUUUUAUCCCAGCCAUCGUGAUCACGCAGCUCGAGAUACUUUCAUUGAGAUAUGUCCAGAAUGACUUUCCUGGUUGUCGGGUGUCCCAGGCCAGCCCGAUUGUUAUCGUGGCCUAUAUACUCCUGAUGGUGUUGGAGACGACCAUGGCGGUCUUGACUGGGAUCAAGGCGUUUCGACAUCUCAGACACUCGAAUUCACCUUGGGUCGUUCAACUUUAUCGUGAUGGACUUAUGUUCUAUGUGUAUCUGACCUGCAUAUCUAUUGCUAACGUUUUGGUACCCAUACUCGCUCCGCGCACAUUCUCAAAUUGGUUAGCGACACCUCAACGCGUCAUGCAUUCCGUCCUAUGCACGCGAGUGCUCUUCCUCAUCCUCAAGCAACGCAACGCCGCGAACAUGACCGUUCGACGCCCAGGACGACGGUCCGGCGGCUCGCCGCGUCACCAAGACCCCGUCUUCACGUCGUUCUACGACGAGGAGCUCAGCACGAACAUGACGAUCAUACCGCCGAAUGACACUGAUAAUAUACCUUCGAUACAUGACGAUAAUGGGGGUUUGGACUCUAUGGAACUCUCGGAUCGGACACGGACUAAUACUCGUACUCGUUAG